AGUGAUACUGCAGUGGACUUCUCCCUCUCGCCGGCCCUCCGGCUGCUCAGCCCCCAACCUGCCAGCACCGCAUUUGGGAAGCAGAUUGGCUCUUUCAUCUUCCCAAGGCUCCCUCUACAUACAUCAUUCGCCGAUCUUACUUUUCCUUUUCCCCAGGGGGCCGCUACCGGCCACCCCUCGACCGGUGCGAACACCCAGGCCGUCUCCAGUUCUCUCCCAAGCCAGUGUUUUCCACUUGUCUUUCUCUGGGGUUUCUCCACGAUCCAGUCCAAGGCUCCCCCAUCCUUGGACAUUGUUUUGUUGGACUGCUGUACCAAGGCGUGUAAAGCUUGAGGACUUAAUUAUUAUUUUGAUUCUUUUCAUUUCCUCCCCUUCUGGGCAACGGAGCAAUGAAAUUUCCAAUCGAGACUCCAAGAAAACAGGUGAACUGGGAUCCUAAAGUGGCCGUUCCUGCGGCAGUGCCCCCGGUGUGUCAGCCCAAGGGUGCCACUAACGGGCACUACCCGGCCCCACGCCUCUCCAUCUCCUCCCGAGCCACGGUGGUAGCCAGGAUGGAAGGCACCUCCCAGGGGGGCCUGCAGACCGUCAUGAAGUGGAAAACAGUGGUUGCUAUCUUUGUGGUCGUGGUGGUCUACCUCGUCACUGGCGGUCUUGUCUUCCGGGCAUUGGAGCAGCCCUUCGAGAGCAGCCAGAAGAAUACCAUCGCCUUGGAGAAGGCAGAAUUCCUGCGGGAUCAUAUCUGUGUGAGCCCACAGGAGCUGGAGACAUUGAUCCAGCAUGCCCUGGAUGCUGACAACGCAGGAGUAAGUCCAAUAGGAAAUUCUUCCAACAAUAGCAGUCACUGGGACCUUGGAAGUGCCUUUUUCUUUGCUGGAACUGUCAUCACCACCAUAGGGUAUGGGAAUAUUGCUCCAAGCACUGAAGGAGGCAAAAUCUUUUGUAUUUUAUAUGCCAUCUUUGGAAUUCCACUCUUUGGUUUCUUAUUGGCUGGAAUUGGAGACCAACUUGGAACCAUCUUUGGGAAAAGCAUUGCAAGAGUGGAGAAGGUGUUUCGAAAAAAGCAAGUGAGUCAGACCAAGAUCCGGGUCAUCUCAACCAUCCUCUUCAUCUUGGCUGGCUGCGUUGUGUUUGUGACGAUACCUGCCGUCAUUUUCAAAUACAUCGAGGGGUGGACGGCUUUGGAGUCCAUUUACUUUGUGGUGGUCACUCUCACCACGGUGGGCUUUGGUGAUUUUGUGGCAGGGGGAAAUGCUGGCAUCAAUUACCGGGAGUGGUAUAAGCCCCUAGUGUGGUUUUGGAUCCUUGUUGGCCUUGCCUACUUUGCGGCUGUCCUCAGCAUGAUCGGAGAUUGGCUACGGGUUCUAUCCAAAAAGACAAAGGAAGAGGUCGGGGAAAUCAAGGCCCACGCGGCUGAGUGGAAGGCCAACGUGACAGCCGAGUUCCGGGAGACGCGGCGGCGGCUCAGCGUGGAGAUCCACGACAAGCUGCAGCGGGCGGCCACCAUCCGCAGCAUGGAGCGCCGGCGCCUGGGCCUGGACCAGCGGGCGCACUCGCUGGACAUGCUCUCCCCCGAGAAGCGCUCCGUCUUCGCCGCGCUGGACGCGGGCCGCUUCAAGGCCUCGUCCCAGGAGAGCAUCAACAACCGGCCCAACAACCUGCGCCUCAAGGGGUCAGAGCAGCUGAACAAACACGGGCAGGGGGCCUCUGAGGACAACAUCAUCAACAAGUUCGGGUCCACCUCCAGACUCACCAAGAGGAAAAACAAGGACAUCAAAAAGACCUUGCCCGAGGACGUUCAGAAAAUCUACAAGACCUUCCGGAAUUACUCCCUGGAUGAAGAGAAGAAAGAGGAGGAGACAGAGAAGAUGUGUAACUCGGACCAUUCUAGUACUGCCAUGUUGACUGACUGCAUCCAGCAGCAGGACGGGGUAGAGAACGGAAUGGUCCCCGCUGACACCAAAGACGGGGAACUCGAGAACAACGCGUUACUUGAAGACAGAAACUAAAUGUUAAGGAUGCUGGACUUGAUGAAGCGCUUGUGUUUUUUAUAUUCACCCUGAGACACGUGCCUUAAACAGACUUCUCGUUAGUCCGAAAUUACAUAGCAUUGAAGAAUUUAUGUCACUGUGCCAUAAACGACUCAGAAAGCUUGCUCUGCCAAAAGGAAGCAAAGAACAAGGACUUUACUUCCCAUAGUGACCACAGGACACCCGGGGAGCUUCGCACAUGUAAGAGGUCUCGGCCGCAAAUAGUAGGGUAGGGUCCAUGGCGAUGCCGUACGUCUGUACAGCGCCGCCUUGGCGUGGCGCAUAGAAAAGGGCAGCUACUCCUUAGACCAGCCUUCCGAAAGGAACAGGUGUGUCUUUUCACAGGAGUCUCAUUUCCUGAACCUGCCGUUAGGGAUACGUGCACACACAGAAGGGAACCAGACUGGGGGUGAACCUGGUACCUGUAACAAGGGUUAGAGUUGACAUUUUGGCAUGGACUCUCAGCUUGAAUUUUGAUACAAACCAUUCAGUGCACACCUAGUCUUUCUAAGCUCCAAAUGAAUGUCCAUGGAACCUAAAAGCACCUGGAAUCUGUUGGAAGCAGAUCAGAGCACACGUAUUAAAAGGUGCAAUUACUUUCCUCAUUACAAAAGAAACAAAAAAAUCACAAAUACAUCACACUGUGGAUAUCACCUUAACCAAUGACAGAAGCCUCCUGAAUUUUGUCUCCCUCACAGGGGUAGGUGGUCCAAAUGAAUUUGCAAGCGUUGGUAAAAACUCAACCUCCACCGCUGCAUGGUUACAGGCAAAAAUCACCCAUUUUCCUCAGUGGGUGCACAGGUGAAAAAUAAACUGGUUUUCAAAUGUUUGUGUUCACUUUUCUAGUGGAACUUCAGUUACAACUUGUUUUGAUAAGAGGGGAAAAAAUAUACCAAAACUAUUGCCUUGCAUGGUGCCAGUGGCUUGCUGUUCUGUCUAGCUGAUCCUAAAUUUUUAUAAAAAUAGACAUCUUGCAUGUCUGAGACAUACUACGGAGGACCAUGGCAUCAUUCCAUCUCAGGGCUUUCUGUCCCUCUGGGUGUCUUAGGGUAGACAUAGUUACAAGAUCCAACCUUGCUAUCUUCAAACAAAAGGAAAAUUAAUCCCUAAACCAACCCUUGUACAAUAAGAUUGAAUUGUUUUAAUUGCUUGCAGCUUAAGUGCCAUUAAUGCCAUUUAAAAAA
Diceros bicornis minor is the source of this 3211-nucleotide messenger RNA. RefSeq names its product potassium two pore domain channel subfamily K member 10 (gene KCNK10). Bases 390 to 2006 code for a protein of 538 amino acids. Gene Ontology annotation, biological process: stabilization of membrane potential; potassium ion transmembrane transport. The record is from RefSeq and is a predicted model, not a curated record. Gene Ontology annotation, molecular function: potassium ion leak channel activity. The transcript has 7 exons. NCBI's taxonomy places the organism in Eukaryota, Metazoa, Chordata, Mammalia, Perissodactyla, Rhinocerotidae. Gene Ontology annotation, cellular component: membrane.